AGCAUCACCGGGAAAAUGGAGGCAGGGCAGGCUUAGAGAAACACAGCUUCAGCAUCAGCAGGCCUGCACUGAUGAAAAGUGAUGCUUUAGAUAGUAAACGCCUUUGAAACAAUGACAUUUUGGGAAACGACAGAGUAGGGGACUUGCUUUAAAGUAAAGGAAUCACCAAAGGCUUUAUUUUUAUUCUCACCUUUUAUAAGAAGGCCACUUCCAGAGGAGGGCGAUAUGGAGUCUUCUUGUGCUCUUGGAGAGGGGAGAACAUCUCCCCCCAGCUCGCUGCACAUCAGUGCAACUGGUGGGGGUGCAGCCCAUCGGAAGCGGCGAACCCUCGUAGCCCCAGACAUGAACCUGUCUCUGGACCAGAGUGAAGGAUCCCUGCUGUCCGAUGAUUUCCUGGAUACGCCCGACGAUCUGGACAUUAACGUUGAUGACAUUGAAACUCCUGAUGAGACAGAUUCCCUGGAGUUCAUCACCAAUGGCAACGACCUAGAAUGGGAAGAUGACACGCCAGUGGCCUCUGCGAAAUCAGGCCCUGCCGAAGGGGCCGACGAAGUGGGGGAGGACGGCGGGAAUGGCCGCCUGUGGAGAACGGUCAUCAUCGGAGAGCAGGAACAUCGCAUUGACAUGCAGGUCAUUCGGCCGUACGUGCGGGUCAUCUCUCACGGAGGUUAUUAUGGUGAGGGCCUGAAUGCCAUCAUCGUGUUCUCGGCGUGCUACCUGCCCGACAGCAGCUGCCCGGAUUACCAUUACAUCAUGGAAAACCUCUUUCUGUAUGUAGUGAGCAGUCUGGAGAUGCUUGUAGCUGAGGAUUAUCUGAUCAUCUACAUGAACGGCGGAACCCCUCGCAGUAAGAUGCCAGGUAUCAGCUGGCUGAAAAAGUGCUAUCAGAUGAUUGACAGAAGACUGAGGAAGAACCUGAAGUCUCUGAUCAUCGCACAUCCUUCAUGGUUCAUACGCACAGUUCUGGCCAUCUCCAGACCCUUCAUCAGCGUGAAAUUCAUGAACAAAAUCCGCUACGUGCACAGCUUAGAGGAACUGGAGCAGAUUGUCCCCAUGGAGCACAUCCACAUCCCUGAGUGUGUCAUACAGUAUGAUGAAGAAAGGAUCAAAGCACGAAAAGAGCGAAUGGAACAGGAGGACAGAGAGCAUCAACCGCAAGAACAGCAAGAAUGCACCAAGACAGACAGGCCUGCGACGACGACAGCCGGGGAGCCGGUCCUGUGAGGCUGGAGGGCCUUUCGGUAGAAAUCACUCUCACUCGCUGAUCUAAGUCCAGCUUCUUCUCUCUGUGUCCUGUUAUAAUAGCAGACAUCACACACUGGUCUCAGAUCAGCGCUAAAGAGUGCGGUUUACUGCUGAGAGGGAGGAAAAAAGGCACAAUAUUUCAAGUCUUGUCAGAAGAACACCACCAGGUGGCACUCCACCCCGACAAACGUCUCUGUAUUCAGUAGCAGGAUGUGUAAGCUCUACAGACCCUCUGUGCUGCAACCCCCAGUAAUGACCUACCCCUGCUUUAUGACCCUGCACUGCAAAAAUAAUACAUAAUGGCAAGUGAAUGCAUCUUAAGUGUAGCCAGUAAAUCUAGGAUUUUUAAUUAGGAGAUUGUUGGAAGAAAAUUAUGACCUAUUUCUAUAUCUGUCAGAGCAAAACCUCAUAUCUCUAUUUUUGUCAUUGUUCAGUUUUUGACAUUGUUUGGAAAUAGCUCUACAUUGGGUUUAAAUUUCAUGAAGAAUGAGCCAAAUAAAAUGGUCAAAAAAUGCUUGGAAAAAAGUCUGGUUCCAUUGACUUACAUUA
Colossoma macropomum (tambaqui) is the source of this 1794-nucleotide messenger RNA. It is a transcript of the gene atcaya, whose product is annotated as ATCAY kinesin light chain interacting caytaxin a. NCBI's taxonomy places the organism in Eukaryota, Metazoa, Chordata, Actinopteri, Characiformes, Serrasalmidae. The record is from RefSeq and is a predicted model, not a curated record. The transcript has 11 exons. Gene Ontology annotation, biological process: apoptotic process. Gene Ontology annotation, cellular component: cytoplasm. The coding region runs from base 226 to 1224 and encodes 332 amino acids.